AUGCACGGAUUAGUGGUUCUUUUAGUUUGCCUGGCUGUGGGUUCCGCCUGUGCCGGCACAGUCGUGGUCUCCAAUGGUGAUCCCUUCGAGCUAGUAGUUUGUGGUGGUAGUUUGAUCAACGAAGAUACUGUGGUCACGGCAGCCCACUGUCUGGUGGGAAGAAAGAUCUCCAAGGUAUUCGUGCGCCUCGGUUCCACGCUCUACAAUGAGGGUGGAAUAGUGGUCGCUGUGCGGGCGUUGGCCUACAAUGAGGACUAUAACUCUAAGACCAUGUAGAACGACGUGGGCAUACUGAAGCUGGACGAGAAGGUGAAGGAAACCGAAGACAUUCGAUUCAUCGAACUGGCCACGGAAACUCCGCCCACUGGCACCACCGCUGUGGUCACCGGCUGGGGUUCCAAGUGCUACUUCUGGUGCAUGACCUUGCCCAAGACGCUCCAGGAGGUGUUCGUCAGCAUUGUGGACUGGAAGACGUGCGCUUCGGAUGAGUACAAGUACGGCGAGAUCAUCUACGACAGCAUGGUGUGUGCCUAUGAGAAGAAGAAGGACGCCUGCCAAGGAGAUUCCGGUGGUCCUCUGGCGGUCGGUAACACUCUGGUGGGAAUCGUGUCCUGGGGAUAUGCCUGUGCUUCCAACCUACUGCCCGGUGUUUACUCCGAUGUGCCCACUUUGCGAAAGUGGAUCCUGAAUGCAACCGAAACUUUGUAGAUAUAACUAAUAAACUAGACUGGCAUACAAGAGGGUAUACUUUCGGGGAUUAUAUAGCGACUAGAAAUCAAAAAGCUUCCAAGCCAUUCCAAUUGUUUAUAAGUUUCAUAUGGAUUAUAGCAAAUUUGGUUUUUGCUUUUUUAAGCCUUUUAGCCAAUGUAUGUGUCUCAGUAUAA
Messenger RNA from Drosophila sechellia, 884 nucleotides. It is a transcript of the gene thetaTry, whose product is annotated as thetaTrypsin. The record is from RefSeq and is a predicted model, not a curated record. Gene Ontology annotation, molecular function: serine-type endopeptidase activity. Lineage: Eukaryota; Metazoa; Arthropoda; Insecta; Diptera; Drosophilidae. Gene Ontology annotation, biological process: proteolysis.